Messenger RNA from Panicum hallii, 1613 nucleotides. Its product is annotated as zinc finger CCCH domain-containing protein 12-like. The transcript has 7 exons. Lineage: Eukaryota; Viridiplantae; Streptophyta; Magnoliopsida; Poales; Poaceae. The record is from RefSeq and is a predicted model, not a curated record. The coding region runs from base 137 to 1417 and encodes 426 amino acids. Gene Ontology annotation, molecular function: mRNA binding; metal ion binding.
CCCUCCUCUCCCUUCUUCUCUUCUCUACACCGAUCACUCGCUGCUCCCCUCCCUCGCCGGAGCCCAGGGAUGGCGGCAGCAGCUCCUCCCGCCGCCGCGAUCGCGUGAUGGCAGCCGACGCCGCCGCUCUCCGCCGAUGGACGACGCUGGAAGGGCAUCCGCUCCCGCGGCGGUGACGGUCUCCGCCACCGCCGCACCCGCGCAUCCCCCGCCCUCCGCCACCGCCGCCUCCGCCGCCGACACGUCCUCCCCCGACCCCUCCGUGCUCUAUGGAGAGGGGAUGUGGGAACAGAUGGCCAUGAACAGCGGUGCCACAAUGCAACCUGGGCCAUAUCCUGAGCGACCGGGUGAACCGGACUGCACGUACUAUCUCAGGACUGGAUUGUGUAGAUUUGGCAUGAGCUGCAGGUUCAAUCACCCUCCGGAUAGGAAUCUGGCUAUUGCCUCUGCCAGAAUGAAGGGAGAAUAUCCUGAGAGAGUGGGACAACCAGAAUGUCAGUAUUAUCUGAAGACCGGAACAUGCAAGUUUGGCCCUACAUGCAAAUUUCACCAUCCCAGGGAAAAGGCUGGAAUUGCAGGAAGGGUGCAGCUAAACACAUUAGGAUAUCCACUCCGCCCGAACGAAAAGGAGUGUGCAUAUUAUUUAAAAACAGGACAGUGUAAAUAUGCGAAUACUUGUAAAUUCCACCAUCCAGAACUUUUCAAUGUGGUGCCUUCUUCACGUGGUUCUCCUAUUUAUCCUUCUGUACAUUCCUCUGCGAGCACUGGUCCUCAGUCCUAUACUGGAACUAUGGCAAGCUGGGCUUUUCCACGCGCUUCUUUUAUCCCAAGCCCUAGAUGGCAAAAUCCUUCAAAUUAUGCACCAAUGAUUGUACCUCAGGGUCUUGUUCAAGUGCCAAGCUGGAAUUCGUAUCCUGGUCAACUGCAGUCACCAGGGUCUCAACAAACCUAUGGAACCUCUCAACAAGGUGAAGCUAGUGCAGGAAACCAGGGAAUGUUAUCACCCUACAGAUCCAGUUCAUUUCCUGUGCCUCAAUAUGCGUUGCAGAGAGAGAAUGUAUUUCCUGAGAGACCUGAUCAACCAGAAUGCCAAUAUUACAUGAAGACAGGAGAUUGUAAAUUCGGUGCAGUGUGCAAGUUCCAUCAUCCCCGGGUGAGAUCACUGCCGCCUCCAGAUUGUGUCUUAAGUCCAAUGGGUCUUCCAAUACGUCCUGGUGAAGAACUGUGCAAAUUCUAUUCGCGUUACGGCAUCUGUAAGUUCGGGGCCAACUGUAAGUUUGAUCAUCCAAUGGCUACUCCAAUGGGAGUCUACGCUUACGGUUUCUCAGCCUCAGCUUCUCCUGCAUCCGCAUCAACUAAUGUACCUAUGGCUCGACGCCUUCUGGGAUCCCCAUCUGGUUCUGGAUACACAUCCUAGAUGACGCUUGUUUUCAGUUGACCUACUUUGAUGUAUAAAAUCCACCGCGCUGUCUCAGGCGCUGUGAAUGUUUCUCCUAACUCCCUGCCGGAAUCAAGUUCUGUAAAUUGAGUUGCUACCGGAGAUGUACAGCCCUUUUUUAUGUGUUAAUCCAGAUCUUUUGGGAGUAUCUAUUGCAAUCUGAAUAAUCUUUAAA